AUGAGCGCCUGUCCGGAUGGCGCGCCACGUCUGACGGAACAACCCCAGGCGGUACGCGGCGAGUUCGGCAAGGUCUACCAGGGGCGCUGGCUCGACCCGCGGGGGAACCACGUGGACGUGGCGAUCAAGACGCACCUGGAGGCGUCGUCGGGGGUGGACCGUGACCAGCUGAUCCGGGAGGCUGAGCUGAUGAAGGACCUGCGCCACCCCUGCAUUGUCCGCUUCCUCGGCCUGAUCGAGCACGAGCCGCUGAUGAUGGUGAGGGCUCGGGGGCCGUCUUGGCGGUGCAGGAGCUCGUACCCACUGGGCGCGCUGCUGGACUUCCUGCAGGACCAGCCGCAUGACGUCUCGCUCGACACGGACCUGAAGCUGUGGGCCGGCCAGGUGGCCGCAGGCAUGGACUACCUGGAGCACCAGCGGCUGGUACACCGCGACCUGGCGGCACGCAACAUCCUGCUGGCGUCGCGCACGCAGGCCAAGAUCAGCGACUUCGGCUUCUCGCGCCACCUAGCCGGCGACCGCGACUACUACCAGUCGUCCCAGGGCGGGCGCUGGCCCAUCAAGUGGUACGCCCCGGAGGCCAUCAACUUCGGCACCUUCAGCGCCGCCAGCGACGUCUGGAGCUUCGGUGUCCUGCUCUGGGAGAUGUACUCAUACGGCGAGCAGCCGUACGGCGACCUGCCUGGUGUACAGGCGUUCCUCGAGAUCGUGGAGCUUGGCCAGCGUCUGGAGAAGCCCGAGUACUGCCCGGGCGGCAUCUACGAGGUGAUGUUGAAGUGCUGGGCGUACGACGCCAAGGAGCGGCCCAGCUUCUGUGCCCUGCACAAGUUCUUCGACAGCGACAACGAGUAUCGCAACCUGUCGGACCUGGCCACCCCUCAGGUGGUGACGCUGACUGCCGCGCCGCCGUCGCCACCGGCUGAGGAGGUGGAGCCAGAGCUGGAGUCGGCUGCCCGGCCGUCGGCCUCCGACAUUUACGACGUGCUGUCGGCGGCGCGCUCGGAGGCGCCGCCGCCGGACAGUUCGCUUGCGCCGCGGCCUCCGCCUCUGGCGCCGUACUCGCUGGUGGGUGGGGGACCGCUGGGACCCUACUCACACCUGGCUGGCUGGCCGCCGGCCGAGGCGCUGGCCGCCCUCUCCGAGACGUACGCGGUGCCAGCAGACAUUUAG
Molecule: messenger RNA, 1170 nt
Organism: Pollicipes pollicipes
Lineage: Eukaryota; Metazoa; Arthropoda; Thecostraca; Pollicipedomorpha; Pollicipedidae
Product: tyrosine-protein kinase HTK16
Exons: 10
Coding region: 1-1170 (389 amino acids)
Biological process (GO): protein phosphorylation
Molecular function (GO): ATP binding; protein tyrosine kinase activity
Source: RefSeq, a predicted model, not a curated record